This is a messenger RNA of Prorocentrum cordatum, 357 nucleotides long. Lineage: Eukaryota; Dinophyceae; Prorocentrales; Prorocentraceae. The record is from the annotation of a GenBank genome assembly.
AUGGCUCCCGGGCGCGGGCGCUUGGCGGCCGGCUCGCCGUCGGCGUCGCCGUUGGCGGCCCGCUUGGGCGGCGAGGGGGGCGGCGGCCUCGCCCUCUCGGGCGGCGGGCGCCUCUGCUGGCGCUCGGCGGGCGGCGGCCGCUGCCUGGGCGCCGCCCGCGCCUCGCGGGCGAUGUACCUGCCGAUGCGCGCGGCGAGGGGGCCGCAAGGGGGCACUGGCCGGCGGUCUCCGCGAGGACGAGGAGCGGGAAGUCCGGCAGGGUCGGGGAGGCGGUACUCGACGGCUCGUGUCAGGGGGCGUCCAGGUGCGGUGCUGCUUCGGGUCGUGUCGGGGUGCUCGAGCGGGCGGGUCGCGUGA